AAAAAGUGUUUGCUUCAUUGUUCAAUCAAAAGAGAAAAAUGGGGAGAGGAAGAGUGGAGCUGAAGAGGAUAGAAAACAAGAUCAACAGACAGGUGACUUUCUCUAAGAGAAGAAAUGGGUUGCUCAAGAAAGCUUAUGAGCUUUCUGUGCUUUGUGAUGCUGAGGUUGCCCUUAUCGUCUUCUCUAAUCGUGGCAAGCUCUACGAGUUUGGAAGCUCUGGUACGACCAUGACCCUUGAGCGAUACCAACAAUGCUGCUUUACGCCUCAACCUCAACACAACUUCCCUGAACGUCAAACGCAGAAUUGGUCCCAAGAGGUAAUCAAACUGAAGGCAAAAUACGAAGCAAUGGAACGCACUCAAAGACAUUUGCUUGGAGAAGAUCUUGGACCAUUGAAUCUGAAAGAGCUGCAAAACCUAGAGAAGCAGCUUGAAGGAGUUCUUGCACUGGCUAGACAAAGGAAGACACAGAUAAUGAUGGAGCAAAUGGAAGAUCUCCGGAAAAAAGAGCGUCAGCUUGGAGAGCUCAACAAACAGCUGAAAAACAAGCUUGAUGCACAAGCACAAAGCCUGAAAACAAUCCAAGGCUUGUGGGGUUCAAGUACCAGAGCCGAAAGUAGCGACUUUGGGCUGCAUCUUUCUCACCCUAACCCCAUGGAAUGUGAACAUGAACCAGUUUUACAGAUAGGGUACCAGCAUUAUGUUGAAGCUGAUGGAUCGUCGGUCCCCAAAAGCAUGGCUGGUGAGACCAACUUCAUCCAUGGAUGGGUCAUUUGAGCCAUCUCCAACUCACACUAAAAUACAAAUCAUAUAUA
Messenger RNA from Hibiscus syriacus, 814 nucleotides. Its product is annotated as agamous-like MADS-box protein MADS3. Gene Ontology annotation, cellular component: nucleus. Gene Ontology annotation, molecular function: DNA-binding transcription factor activity, RNA polymerase II-specific; protein dimerization activity; RNA polymerase II cis-regulatory region sequence-specific DNA binding. The coding region runs from base 39 to 776 and encodes 245 amino acids. The record is from RefSeq and is a predicted model, not a curated record. NCBI's taxonomy places the organism in Eukaryota, Viridiplantae, Streptophyta, Magnoliopsida, Malvales, Malvaceae. Gene Ontology annotation, biological process: positive regulation of transcription by RNA polymerase II. The transcript is spliced from 8 exons.